Messenger RNA from Penicillium arizonense, 885 nucleotides. Its product is annotated as NYN domain-containing protein. The record is from RefSeq and is a predicted model, not a curated record. The transcript is spliced from 3 exons. The coding region runs from base 1 to 885 and encodes 294 amino acids. Gene Ontology annotation, molecular function: RNA nuclease activity. Lineage: Eukaryota; Fungi; Ascomycota; Eurotiomycetes; Eurotiales; Aspergillaceae.
AUGACAACGACCACGAGAAUCUCUCUCUUCUAUACACGCAUGCAGCCAUGGCUUGCGAUACCACUCCUAAACUUGUGGUUCUUGUUGACGCUGAAAACGCGCAAUUUUGCAGAGAUCGCGAAAUAUGGCACAGCUCAUGUAAAGCGGGCCUUUGGGGACUGGACCGAUCAUAGGUUGGACGGCUGGAGCAAUGAGCUUCUCAAUCAGCCUAUCCAGCCUAUUCAGCAGAAUGCGUACACUCAUGGCAAAAAUACAACCGACUCAGCUAUGAUCAUAAACGCGAUGGACCUCUUACACUCGAACUGCGUCGAUGGCUUCUGCCUCGUCUCUAGCGACAGUGACUUCACCCCAUUAGCCACUCGAUUGCGCGAGUCUGGACUAAUGGUAUUUGGAUUUGGGGAGCGCAAGACGCCUAAAGCUUUCGUCGCUGCGUGCGACAAAUUCAUAUAUACCGAAGACCUUGUUUACCCUUCAGGGCUUGCGCCGCAUUCAGAUAGGGCUGAAGUUCCCCAAAGCCAUAAUUCAGUCCAACAGGCCAAAGAAGAUAGUCACCCUGCUAUUCGGCAGCAGAACACGACAGAGAACUCUCUCGAUAACAGUGGGUGGGCCAGGCUAUCUGAUGUUGGUAAGCAUCUCACAACACAACACCCGGAAUUCAACAUCUUCACACAAGGAUACUCCAAGCUCAGCAAGCUAUUCUCUGAUUCGCCUAAUUCUGAUAUCGAACAUCGCCUUUCUCAAGCAGACAAACCACCGGAAUUAUACGGUGAUCCUGCCUUCCAGCGUGACAACCUUGGUCCUGUCUUCCAGCGUGAUAACCUGCACAGCUCUGUCACUGCUACCUGGCACGAUCACCUAGUGGCUUACCGCUACCUCCAGCGAUAG